AAAAUAAUCGCGCACUAUCGCCGAAGUCUCGAAACGCGCGGUGUCCGACCAGCUUUUCUCGCUUUCGUCGCGAAGAAGCGACCUCGCGAGGUCACACGAACGGAUUCACAUCUCGCUUCGUUCGAGGCCAAAUCUCUUGAGAAUAAAUCUCGAUCGAUCGUAUCGAGAAUAAAAAUUUUACUGCAUUUUAUUUCAAAAGCGGCAAUCGAAUAUAAAAAUAAAUUAAAAUCGUUUUGGUGAAUAUAAUUGUGAUCGACUUGGAGAAGCGCUCUGUGUCAAGAAAAAUAGUCUCUUCUAGUAAUGUUGAUGUACGUGAAUAGAUGUGAUGGAAAGUAUUAGAUUUAAGCUUGCAUUGAAAGAAAGGUAUAUAUUCUGUGACUAAAUAAAUUUUUAUUUAGUAAGAAUUAAAGAGUGGAAACAAUUAAAAUAAACAUUUUUUCUUUCAUAUCUGGAUAAAGCGAGAUGAAAGAAAUUUGAGUGGAUCAUAACAAAGAAAGUGCUCUCCAAAAGCAGAAGAAAGUUGUGAUUCUUAUAAAUGAGCACAUAAACAGGCGAAUUAAUACAAUUAAUUUUAUACGACAGCGAUAUGAAAACAAACUACAUGAAUGAAUAAAUAAUGGAAAAAGUAAUGGAGCGAUCGUAUAAAGACUAAUAAAAGCGUAAAAGUGCAAUCAUGAUGAAAAUUUUUAUGGUCUCGCAAAUAAAUGAAGCAGAAGAUUAAGAUUCCUUUGUACGCUCUUUUCUAGCUCUUGCAGCAAGAAGCUAAAGUGCGGAGAAACGCAUUUGAAACGCGCGUUUCCUUUUCAUAAUAUUUAUACGAUCGAAUGUUUAUGAAAUGAAGCAACACUUUGCUUGCGCCAUCAAUUUCUAGAUUGCAUUUGCAUCUAUCGAAGCGUCUACAAACAAAUCCGACAAGAGGCAAUUAUUAUCGAACAAAGAUAUUCAGACCUCUUUGAAUAAACUAGAGUAAACGAAACCAGCACUAGUGGCAUAAGAAGAAAUUUUACAGUACUAUUCAAUGGCGGAGGAUAAUUUCCGGUCGGCCGAGGAAUUCGGCGCGCCCGAAGUCGAGAGGAAGCUCGACAGGCCGAGCCGCUCGCGAGAUCAAAGAGGAGCUGUCAAGGUCAAGGACAAGCCCGAGGAUACUCGACUUCCGACCCCGCCCCCGGAUCCACAGUGUCUGCCGAUCGCGCGGGAUCGCACGGGAGUGACGUCUCGCGGUCCCGAGGAGGAAGAAGAGGAUCUCGCGACUUAUCUCAGCGAGCUCGGCGCCUCACCGUUCGAAGGCCAUUCGUUCGACUACGAUACCACACCGAAUUUGAGAACUUCGGCGAUGGGGGGCGACGCGGCCUCCUUCACCGAGGAGGCGUUCGAGCACCUGGACCGGCUGUGCGCGUUGACAGAGCAGAUCUUGGAUCUGCGUGAUCGCAGCUCCAAGUUCUUCCGGCGCGUGCGAGGACUGGAGCGCGCCAAGGUGCAGAGAAACGCUGAUCGCCGGCUGGAGAUUGCAUUGACGAACAAUGAGGAGGAACUGCUCCGCGAUUUCACUGACGAAGACACCGGUUUCGCGGAGUCGCUGUUAGACGCUAUGCUGUCGAAUUGUCGGGACGCCACGUCGACGCCGAGACGCGAACGUUUGAGCGUGCGAUCGCCCUCGUCGUCGAGACAGCGAAGCCGAUCGCUCGCGCUGGCCGAGCAGAAUCUCGCCUCGAACCUGGUCGAGCGGGCGGCCGAGGCGGGAGAUAAACGAGGCACAUUCGUGAGAAAUGCGAGUCGUAACGGCGGCCCGAAAGUAAGCAAAUGGACCAGGGUGAAGGCGGCCUUCAAAUGGGAACGCGCGUGCACCAACGAUCUCGCGGAUAUCGCGGAAUCGUCCACGCCGACGACGAGGUAUCUGAGGAUCCCGGACGCGAUCACCGUCGGAAAUUGGAACGCCGGACCGACGCUGUCGUCCUGUACCAGCGAAGUCUCCAGCCCGUCCACGCCGAUCGGCAGAGUAUCAUCUGCGUCGUCGUCCAACGAGGAAGUGUUUGAUGAUUCGCGCAAAAAUAUUGUAAACUACCCGGAUCGACAAUUGCCACUAGUGAAAGAUGACAGAAAGAAGGACGAUCUAGAUCGUCCGGCUCGAUCACUUGAUCGCGAUACUCUUAUAACAGAGAGUGCCGGUUCCGUAGAAUCUCCGAGUGAGGUAAAUCGUAGUAAACCGCUAAUUCGCAUUAUAUCGGAUGCGGAUGCAACGAUGCACGCUGCAAGCGGAGGCGGGAGGGAUUCGGAAGUACCACCAAAGAGACCGACGCCGAUUCUAACGAUCACGAUACCGUCGAACGAGGAGGAAAUCAGAAGCUUAUCCUCCCCAGAAUCGAUAUCUCCUCUUCCCUCGAGCACGCAGGAUUCCGGUGGAAGUUCGCCGCAACAUCCCAAGAUGCGCCAGGAUACAUCGAGUCCGAGGGAAUUUAAACAGGAAUUUAGACAGCAUUCGACGAUCGAGGAAGCGGUAACGCAAGCGCCAAAGAUACAGCGACAAGAUUCGAAAUGGAACAAGGUCAGACGUGCUUUUCUGACAAAUGCCACCUUCAGCGUUCCACCGAGCCCGGUCAGAAUGGUCGCGGCGCAAUCAUUCACGAACGAUGAUACGCGCCGAGCUCGCAGCUGUAGCGAAAGCGUCGAGGAUCUCGGUAAAACCGUUACAGGUAUCAGCAGCAACUACAACAACAACAAUAAUAACCACUGUCGGGAGCGGGAAACGCGCAGGGAUUAUCAGGCAUUGCGGGAGAAGUUCGGUCCCGAGUUCCACCGGAAGCUGGUCGAGUGGGAGCGCCUGAAGAGCGCGCGAAAUGCUCGUGAUGGUCUGCCGUUGAACGAGGAACGGCUGGCGCCCGAGUUCCGGAAGAAGCUACAGGAUUGGAAGCGAACGAGGAAGGGCCGACGAUCCGGUGCGGCCAUCGAGCAGCAACGCGUCAAUCGUCGACGGUUGACUGACUGGCAACUCUGGCGCUCCUCCUCAUCAAAACCCGAACUCAGGUUUUAUAAUAAAAAUCAAAACUCAAUCGGUUCGCGCGGAAGCUGCGCGAGUAUCGGUAGCGCGGGGAGUUUUGGCAGCGAUGGAAAACAGCAUCUCUGCGAGGAUUUCAUUAAGCGGAUGGAGGCGUGGAGGAGGAUGAGCGAGGCCGCGUGUCGAAGCAGCGAGACACCGAAAUCGCCUACGAAUCGUGUCACAUUCGAUACCAUCGACGAAACAGAAUUUCUCGCUUUAGAAAAGCUGCUGUUGCUAUUUGGACAAAAGAUCAGGAAAGAACGUCGUGAGAGCGACGCGAGACAACUGAAUGAUUGCUUUGACGGCGACUCGAGAUUCAUGGCUAUGUCUCGAGGCGUAAAUUGUGGCAACGAAGUGUUGAUUCGCACAUCCGUCGGAUCUUACCGUUUCGAGGGCAUAUCCCGAGAAUUCACAAGGAAAUUAUACGAUUGGGAGAAGUAUCGCGGAAUAUCACCCAGAUCCUCCACGUUCCGUCUGUUGGGCCCAGGUUAUACGCCGUUCACGCAAAAUUUGGACGGAGCUAGGUUGACAGAGUCACCAAAUACGACGGGAAAGAAUCGUGCAUUCCGCUGGACCCUAAAAAGAUCCAAGUCUGACGGCAGUGUCUUCGAAGGCAGUCUUCGCGACGAAUCGUUCACAGUGCGUCGAUCCACGAGUCUCCAAUCUUUAAUCUCUACAGACAAGCUCGAAGAUGACACUCGAAUAAACAGUUUACCAGUUUCUAAUAAUUCGCAGGGGAUGAAGGACCCCUCGGAAGACAUUGCUGUUGAGGAUUCCGAGCCGGAGGCGAUGAUCGUCGACAUCGAGGACGUUAUCGAGGAGACCGCCAGUCCUUUGACCGGGGUACAACCCCAUCAGACGCCAGUGUACUCCGUCGCGGCUAGCGAAACCACCAGCAUCGCCGUCCCUCUCGGUACAGUCACAUCCAGCCACGAGCCGUCACCGGUGUUUUUGGUCGAGGCUGAAGAUGAUGAAAAUGGCAAACCAUGGAGAAAGUGGAUCGGUCCGGAAACUCGCUCAAGCGAGAACAGUCCGAGUUCGAAACGCUAUUCGUUAUCCGAGGACUGGCGCAAGAGAGCGACAUUUUUGGAUGAAGAUAAACCGAGCUGGGAGCGACCGUGCGAGGGAGACAACAAAGAGAAUCAAGGAUCCACAGACCGGACCGAGAAAACACGCUGUUCGAUCCCAGAUUUUGACGACUCUGUAAAAUCCGACCAAUCGAUUGAAUGGAAUCGAAAUACUUGGGACGAAUCGUGCGACGAAGCGAAUAGAGACUCGAUUGCACUUGAAUUGUCUCUUAUACCGAUCUACGAGAGUAAAAACGAUACGAAGAAACAAGAGCCUUCUUUCGAAAAUGACAACCCCGAAUCUGCGUACUUUGCGAAUAAUUUGGAAACUACAUCGACGACCUGGAAUGCGGAAGAAUUAAUGGACUCGCCGCGCACGUGGACCAAGGAGAUGAACGAAACGGGAAAGAUCGAGGAUUUAGCAGACGAGUCAUCGAAUAAUGGGCAGAUGAGCGACACAGAGGACCUUCAAGAUGACAAGAACGACCAAGAGAUCAAAAAAGAAAAAAUAAUUCUCAGCACAGAUUUUUGCACUUAUCAAUUGACCGAUAUAAAACCGAUAUCAGAUCGCCACGAUUCCACGGAAACUUUAUCGAAAUUAUCGAAAUCAAAUUUAGACGAUAAUAAAGAUAUGUCGGAAUCCUGCCGCAAUCUUAAUAUUGAAAACGAGACUUCAACACAUUAUGAGAAUUGCAGUUCUCCCGAGCUGCAGAUCGAUGUCGAUCGACAUUACGAAAUUCUCACAUUUAAAACAGACACGUGCGGCGAUACAACGAACAAUCACUUGUACGAACCGGUCGAUUGUCAGGAAGAAGUACGCGGUUCCUCUUACGACAACAGAAAUAACUGCGUAAGAGAAAGUCUUUUGUCGUCAAAGUUAACAGCAAUGGAAAAAUCUAAUCUUUCGGAAACUCCGAAAAGCCUCUUAAUUAAUUCGACCGUUCGGACUGUACCGAUAACCGUCUCCAGAGAUAGCGAAGGGCGCUGUUUGGAGAAAAUUCUAAUCAACGAGGAGACAUUGAACAAAAUAAUCGUUCCCACGGUGAGCGCGGAGAACGGAAUGAAGAGUACAGAGAGAAUCGGAAAUCGCUUCGCAAGCGUGGAUCGUCCGGAUGAAGUCAUCGGGAAUCGAUCGAGCAAUCGCGAUCCGUCUACGAGGAUCACGAUUCGCGACAACCAGACUGAUUGUAUCAAGAAGGACGGUUCUUCCUCCAGGAACGUUUUUAUCAAGACCAAACGUAUGAUAUUCAGCCCGUUCCGCCGCUCGGAGGACCGGGCAUCUUCGAGAAAGGAGAGCGACGGCUCCAUCGAGGGUCGGCUUCAACGUUCGUCGAAAUCCAAAAGCAAAUCGAGAUCGGCGUCGCCCAAACUGUGUCGACAGGACGCUUUAUUGCGCGUAUCCUUGUCUUUACCGUGGCCUCUACGCUCCACUUCCAAGGACAGCGAGAUUCCCUUUGAAACUGACAAUGAGUCCAGAAGGAGCUCAGGAAGCAAAACGGAAGAUGUAGUCACGAUACAGCAUAAAAAUUUGCCCCGCGAAGAAAAUAGCGUGAAUAAUAAAAAAAUCAACGAUCGGCUAACCGAGGAAAAAUCGCUGUCACCAAUUGAUGUAAAACAGAAAAAAAUUAAUCACUCGGACACAAAGUUUUUGACUGCGCCGAUAAACAUGUGUUUGUUUGGGACGACUUCUGCACGAAUUUUUGAUCGAUCAAGAAUAACGUCGAUCGAGCAGGCUCGAUGCAGUCAAACGCAGAACGAUGAGGAACGCAGUAAAGUCAAGUGUAAUCAAGUGAAUUUUGAAGGAAAGCAAAGCGACGAAGAAAGAUUCAGUCAAAAGCAAGACAAACGGAAGCAAGGAGAGAUCGAAUUCCGUCAAAAAGAGGACGAAGAGAGGCAGCAGGAUGAAAGUCAUGCGAAAUGUGACGCGGUAUCAUCCGACUUGAUGCACAAGCUUAGAAUACUUUCGGAUGCUGCGGCGAGAAGGGAGGGUCGAGCGACGGUUACGGAAUCUCUCAUAAUCAGCGAUCCGGAAUCACGUUCCUCUAGGAUACGUCGUGCCAAGGAGAGCUUCCUGUCGCGUCGAGGUGGUCCUUUCUGUCGCUCCAUGAUGGAGUCGACAGAAGCUGCGGAUUCUUGGAGACGUCCAACGGUGACAUCCACUCAGAUAUCGACUGAAACGUCGAAGGCGAAUGAGAUUACAAUGAUUACUGCGGAAUCCGAAGAGACACAAAACGCGGGAAGUCAAGCGGAAAUGGCAUCGUUGAUCGCGCAAGACGAAAUCGCCUCUUUGAGCGGGGACAGAGUCGAUGCGUGCCAGGAGAAAGAUCUCGCGAUCGAUGCCGGUGUCCGAUCGGAAUCGCUCGUGAAAUCGGCUAGCGCCGGUAUGAUCAACGUAGAUCCUAAUACAUUCGGCCGACUGGUUACGACCGAUCGCGGAUGCGAGUCCUUGCCGAGGACGAUCGCGAAGCGUCGCGACUCCUCCGGACCGCUGGCGAAGAUCGUCAGCAAGCUGAGACUAUCGCGGCUGAUUCGCACCAGGAACGUCGACGGUGGCGGAAUGAGCACAAUCUCGACGUUAUGUAGGCAGAGUUUGUUGAUCGACUUGAGUGGCGUAUCCGAAAAUCGAGGGAACAACGAACAUGAAUCUGAGAAGGAUACGGUUAUAAAAGAUAAAGAUAAGGACGAUGAUCAUUCAGAUGAGUCUUCUUAAAAUAAUAUAUAAGCAAAGUUUUAAUCACUAUAUUGCUUACGUAAUAUUUAUGGAUGUAUCUGUAAAUUUGUUAAAUUUAUUUCUUAAAUUUGUUUUAGUCUUGCAGCAACGAGAAGGUAAUCUUGAGUAACAGACAAAUUUUUUCUCAUUUUUACCGAUCGGAUGUCGAUGUUUUAGUUAAUUUAUUAAUUAACAAAAAUCUAAAAGCACUAAUAAUAAAUAUAUAAGCAUUGAAAGUAAACAAUUUCUCGCAAACUACGCUUUCAGACUCGUUAAUAAAUAAUACAUUAAUAAAUAAUAUGACACGAUUUUU
Messenger RNA from Formica exsecta, 7124 nucleotides. RefSeq lists its product as uncharacterized. Lineage: Eukaryota; Metazoa; Arthropoda; Insecta; Hymenoptera; Formicidae. Bases 1019 to 6811 code for a protein of 1930 amino acids. The transcript has 14 exons. The record is from RefSeq and is a predicted model, not a curated record.